Macrobrachium nipponense is the source of this 6497-nucleotide messenger RNA. RefSeq names its product bromodomain testis-specific protein-like. NCBI's taxonomy places the organism in Eukaryota, Metazoa, Arthropoda, Malacostraca, Decapoda, Palaemonidae. The transcript is spliced from 20 exons. Gene Ontology annotation, biological process: chromatin remodeling; regulation of DNA-templated transcription. The coding region runs from base 1026 to 5906 and encodes 1626 amino acids. Gene Ontology annotation, cellular component: nucleus; chromatin. The record is from RefSeq and is a predicted model, not a curated record.
UAGUGAGACGGUUGUGCGUGAGUCUCUGUUGGAAAGACGCCGAUGAACAUUGCAUUCCGACAGGCGGCUCUGUCUUAUUUCGCGUCUCACACUCUAUGUUAAAUGACCGUUUCAACUUUGUUGAGAACUAGCCGUAGAAAUUGUGAACAAUAAAAAUGACUGUAGCAGUGAUUGUGAGAUGUGUGAGAGGGGUAGCGUGGGUCAUGUGACCAGGCUCCGCCAAUCAGCUCGCGAGUAGUCGUUAGUAGAGAUGGUGUGGCGACGGCGGCGGGGGUGUGGAGGAGCUGCCAUUGCGAGCGCUGCGUCACCGCCCUGUAUCUAUCACCCACAAUCAUGGAGGGCAGUGGUCAUCCAGCCCACCAUUCCUUCCAUCACACACCAACGCCCGUCAACAGAGGGUAUUAGAACAUUAUUCGUUCUCUUCUAUGCUAAAUAAAUUGAAAAACCCGCGAGACAAAUGAGCGUGGGUUCCGAGGCUGUUCGGAGAGGUCGCUUCGGCCAUAUUCUGUCAGAUUGUUUAUGUUGAAAAGUUCCUGGGGGUUGUUCCUUCGUCGUGAAGCGGGCGCCCUCCCAAGGGCUCGGUUUGUGGAGGUUGUUUUAUUCGCAUGGGAAGUGAAGGAAAAGGGAGAGUCUGUGCGACGGGCAAGUGAAGUUCAGGAGGAAAAGGAGAGAGGACAGACAGCUUGUGCAGGGAGCGGUGUUGGAAGGCGUCCUGCCUGUGCGCGGCUCCCGGCGCCUCUGCUGAUGGUCGUCUCUCCCCUGUCCCGCCAUUUUGAAACCCAAGCAGUGAUGGCUGACGCCAGGGACGGAACCGUUCGCGUUUUGUGGUGAUUGCGCCGUGAGCGGGAUGCCUUUGCGUCGGGUUCUGUCGUCGUAGUGUGCUUGAAAGAUCAGAGGUUGUGGUGUUGUAUGUUGUGAGGAGGAAUUUCGCCUGAAUUAUGUGAAAUCGGGGCGGGAAGCCGAAGGACGCCACACAACCGCCAACCCGCAGGCCGACCGACUCGCUGCUCUCUAGGGAUAUAACUAUGGAGGAGACGAAUGGAGGAGGAAUGCAGGUGGACUCUCCCCCUAAGGUGGGAGGGAACGUUGAACCUCCACCGAGGGAAGAACCUGUUAUCGACCCUGUGAAUGGGAUAGUGCAACCUCCAUUUUCUCCCCCACCCCAUAGACCUGGGCGAGUAACAAAUCAGUUACAAUAUAUUCUAAAACAAGUAAUGAAGACUGUUUGGAAACAUCAGUUUGCUUGGCCGUUCCACCAGCCAGUGGAUGCGGUCAAGUUGAAUUUGCCAGAUUACCAUAAAAUCAUAAAACAUCCCAUGGACCUUGGCACGAUCAAGAAACGUCUCGAAAAUAAGUACUACUGGAGUGCAAAGGAGUGUGUGCAAGACUUUAAUACUAUGUUUACUAAUUGUUAUGUGUAUAAUAAACCAGGUGAGGAUGUCGUUUUAAUGGCACAGACCUUAGAAAAAAUAUUUUUAACCAAAGUGGCAGCCAUGCCUAAAGAUGAAAUUGAGGUUGAAGAUGCCACAAGCAAAGGUGGUAAAGGGAGAAAAGGACGGACGCCGACUGUGCCGGGAACCAAACCGAGGUCUGUACCUGCACCUGUUACAGCUGUGACUGCUCCUACUCCGUCUCCAGCGGUACCUGCACCAGCCGUGUUUAAUACAGUUAGCAUAGGAGGCGUGUCGGGUACGACCAGCUCGCCCGCCGUGUCGAACUCCCUUUCCUCGCCGCUAACAGCCACUCACGUAGGGUCUUCUCAGUUGCCAUUGCCCAUGAGGGUUAACACCCCUCCUACAACUACAGCAGCAGUGCCGGGCUCUACUGCACAGCCCACCGUCCCAUCCACCCCUCUCAAUUCAUUGCCACCUGUGUCGAUGGGUGGAUCAGUUCAAGGUUUUCCUCCUCAUCCUACUCCCACACCCAGUCAUCCAAAUCCAAAUACUAUAGAUGGUUGGAACCAAAAUGAUGCUCAGAAAGGUGUUAAAAGAAAAGCAGAAGCAAUGGGGUCAGUUAUAGGUAACUCAACGUUUGAAGGUCUACCUCCCGUAAUAGGAGAUAAAAUAGGCAAGAUAUCUUCGAGGAGAGAGUCAGGACGACAAAUCAAGAAAGUUAACAAGGACUUACCAGAUUCUCAGGUAACCUUGAGGGAUGCAAUUCAGCCACAGCAUAGUACGAAACCAAAAGGAAAGGUUUCAGAAUCUUUCAAAAAUUGCAACGAAAUUCUGAAAGAGCUAUUUUCUAAAAAACACUCGGGUUAUGCCUGGCCAUUUUACAAACCUGUGGAUGCUGAUCUUUUAGGGUUGUCUGACUAUCACGAAAUUAUCAAGCAUCCUAUGGAUUUAGGUACUGUUAAGAGCAAAAUGGAUAAUAGAGAGUACAAGAAUGGUGCAGAAUUCGCAAAUGACGUAAGAACAAUUUUUACAAAUUGUUAUAAGUACAAUCCUCCAGACCAUGACGUUGUAGCCAUGGCAAGAAAACUGCAAGACGUCUUUGAAAUGAGAUAUGCCAAAGUGCCGGAAGAUGAGCCGUUUGAAAUUCACCCAGCUACAGAUUCUGACGAGUCUGCAAGUGAAAGUGAAAGUGAAACUGAUGACUCAGAAGAUGAAAGAGAAAGAAAACUUGUUCAACUUCAGGAGCAGCUUCGACAAGUUCAGGAACAGAUGAAGUUACUAGUUGAGGAAUCCUUAAGAAGAGGAAAGGAGAAGAAGAAAAAAACAAAGAAGAAAAACAAAGACAAAGAAAAGUUAUUGGCAGAAUUACCUAAUCUACCAAUUUCUAUGGCGCCUGUAGUCAAUCAGAACACUUCUGCUGCGCCAGUAGUGUCCAGUACUGUACCUGCGCCAACUGUCCCACAAGGUCCAGUUCCACCAAAACCGAAGAAAAAUAAAAAUUAUAAUAAACAAAAGCGUCAAAGAACUAAUCCCAGCAAGUCCAAAAAGAAAACCCCUGGUGGUGCGCCGGGUAUGGUGUUUGAUUCGGAAGAUGAAGAUAAUGCCAAACCUAUGUCUUACGAUGAAAAAAGACAGCUCAGUUUAGAUAUAAAUAAGUUACCAGGUGAUAAAUUAGGAAGAGUAGUUCAUAUAAUUCAGACUAGAGAACCUUCGUUACGAGAUUCUAAUCCUGAUGAGAUUGAAAUAGAUUUUGAAACCCUCAAGCCAAGUACGUUAAGAGAACUAGAAGCAUAUGUCGCGUCAUGUUUAAGAAAAAAGCCAAGAAAACCAUAUGCCCGAACAGAUAAAAAAAGUGUACCCUCCAAGACAAAAGAAGAAAACUUGGCGGAGAAGAAACAGGUCCUAGAAGACAGAUUACAAGCAGUGACUGAUCAGUUGGGUACACCGGCAGCAAAAAAACCACCUAAAAAAGAAGAGAACCGAAGCGUAGGUGUGGUUGGAGGAGGCACAUCUCGUUUAACAGAAUCCAGUUCCUCCUCCUCAGAUAGUGAUUCAUCUUCAUCCUCCUCAUCGUCAUCAUCAUCAGAUUCCUCAGACUCAGAAGCAGAAAACAGAAAAUCCAAGAAACCUAAAUUAGAAUCAUCUCAGAAGCAGUCUCAGCAUCAACAAAAGCAGCAGCAACACCACCACCAAUCUCAUCACCACCAUGGGGCUAGUAAAGGAGAGAGUCGUAAAUCCAUUCAUCAGUCAAACGACUCUACGCCAUCGUCAUCCAACCAUCAUCCACCUGUCUCGGUCCAUGCUACCAUAAGUAAAGAUACACCCAAAGAAGACUCAUCAGGUCGUGUGCAGAGUUUAAAAGUCACACUGGGGCCCACAGGAAGCAAAGUUACGGCUGCAGGAGGCCAGGCCAGCAAGGAAAAGCUCGAAGUUGAAGUUAAACGAAGAUCAUCCAGUGGAAAUUCUGCCAAGAAACCAUCUUCAGCUGUUCACCCUGUUAAUGUCAAACCAGAACCAGUAAAAUCAGAAGUGAAGCCUUUAUUAACCCCUACUCCAAGUCUACAGCAGCCACCGCACCAUCAACAACCGCCUCCACCACCACAGCAUCAACAGCCACCACCCCAAGUUAAACAGCAAAUUCACCAGGUAAUGGAAGAAAAGAAGCCUCCAGUGCAAGAGAUAACCAAACAAGAAAAGCCAGCAGAAACACCAAAGCCACAGAUUUCAGAUCAAAAACCACCCCACCAGAACCCACCUCCACCAAUUAAACAUUCUCAGCAAACUGAUCAACACCCGCCUCUGCAAGCAGAGCAAGAAAAACCUCCCUCUCAGCCCCACCCAAAGCAAAUACCAGAAAUUCGAAGUCAGCAGGAACCACUACAUCAUCAGCAGCCACCUCAACAUAAUCAACCACAUCCUCCACCUCCUCCACCUCAUCAGCAACAGCAACCUCCAAUAGCUCUCAACAACCCAUCUUCACAUCCUGUUCCUCCUUCAGAUCCAGUUCUUCAACAACAUCAGAGACUUCAAGAGCAUCUCCAACAUCAGGUACAUUUACAACAACAUGUGAGUCAUCAACAGCAGCAGCAUCAGCAGCAGCAGCAGCAGCAGCAGCAGCAGCAACAGCAGCAGCAGCAGCAGCAGCAGCAGCAGCAGCAGCAGCAGCAGCAGCAGCAGCAGCAGCAGCAGCAACAGCAGCAGCAACAGCAGCAGCAGCAGCAGCAGCAGCAGCAGCAGCAGCAGCAGCAACAGCAGCAGCAACAACAGCAGCAACAACAGCAGCAGCAGCAGCAUCAGCAGCAGCAGCAUCAACCACAGCAACAUCAACCACAGCAGCCUUUACCUGGUGUACAUAAUAUGGCAACAGGACUUCAUCCUUCAGUUUCCAACGGGUUUUCGGGUGAAAUGCCUCUUGGAGUGGCUCAAUCAUUGGUGCAUAGUUUAGCAGGGAUAAGUGCAAUUACUGGUAUGAGUGGUUUACCCCCACUAGCAUCUGCGGGUCUAGAAGGGUUGAGUGGUGCUGUUGCAAGUGGUAUGUUGCCAAAUUUAGUUGAAGCAGUGACUUCCAGUAAUCCUGUAAUGGCAGCAUCAACUACUGCUCCAGCACAUAAUCCAAUAAUGGGUGGAGGAGACAUUACAUCACAUAUACCUGAGGCCAGUUUAGCUGAUUUGAAAGCAGCUGGUCUGGAUACUAGUUUAGGGUACUAUCCACCUGUUAGUCAGAGUCAGGGUGAUUCGUCAAUGGUUAGAAAACAGCAUGAGGCUGAACUACAUCCUGAUGCACAAGCAGCCAUACAAGCACAGCAUGCUGAUUCUGCAUUAGCUAACUACUUAGCUGCUCAGGAUAAAAAAAAUACAUCUGCUCUUGAAACUCCCAAGUCCUCUGGUGGGGGUUCAUUUAAUAAGCCAAAACCUACUCCUAAGAAUUAUAGCUCGUGGUCUUCUUUAGCACAGAGUGCCGUCCCAUCUCCUACUGCGUCAACAUCACUCAAAACCUCAGCAAGUGAUUCCUUUGCUCAGUUCAAGAGAGUUGCCAAAGAAAAGGAAGCAAGGCAGCGGCAAAUAAUAGAACAGCAAGAGCAGAGAAGACAACAGAAGGAGCAGGUGGAGAAAGAACGAGCCCGUCAGGAGGCUGAAAGAGAAAGAGCAAGACUAGAGGAAGAGGCUUUAGAGAGAGCAAUGGAGCAAGCUAAGGAAGCACGCGUAACUCAGGAAGUUGUUCAUAGUAAACGGGAGCCACCACCACCUAAAGAGAGACCUCCUCCUGUUCCAACAAAAGUUGUGACUCCUGUUUCUACUUCUCCUUUACCACAAGUUACUACUCCUGUUGGGGCCCCAAGCUCACAUCCAGCAACACCAACAUCAUCCCAUGAUAAUGCAAAAUUAAGUGACCGUGACCGACAAAAAUUAAGAGAACAGGAACGGAGACGAAGGGAGGCGAUGGCUGGCCAAAUAGAUAUGAAUCGUCAGAGUGACCUGAUGGCUGCAUUUGAAGAGCAGUGUGGAAAAUAAUAAGUGAGAUGUACCAAAAAAGAUAUAUAUUUUAUUGAUGCCGACUCUGUUCCUUGUACACAACUUAACUCAGAUAUCACCUAAGUCCCCUUAUUUGAAAUGUUUUGUACAUAUAUAGCCAUAACUGUGUUUAUAUUUAUUAUGAUUCUGUGAGAAUUAUUGUUGCUGUAUAUAUAUAUGUAUGAAAGGAUGUAAAUGUUACAUUUUGGCUGUGAAAUCGUCCCUUGCCAAUGCAUGUUGUCGGCAAGCUCUACAACUGUUGGCCCUAGUGCUUGCUGGUACUCACUUUAUUUAGCCAGACUAGGAUAAGCUUAGGUUAUCUUAGUGUUGACAAAAAUUAAUUAAGUACCAUUGUCAAGCAUUAUUGGGAGGCUAGCCUUUAGAAGUUGCUAGUCUACCAUGACUACUAGAAAUAUUAUGUAUUAUAACUGUCAGGAUCAGCACAAGUCUUAGCCUAUCAGUUGCAAUGUACCAGAGCAUGGCAGAAGUUAUGGUUUGUCCACACCUCAACUCUCUCUCUCUCUCUCUCUCUCUCUCUCUCUCUCUCUCUCUCUCUCUCUCUCUCUCUCUCUCUCUCUCUCUCUCUCUCUC